AUGCUGACCCCCGCGUUCGACCUCAGCCAGGACCCCGACUUUCUCACCGUUGCCAUCCGCGUGCCCUACGCUCGGGUCUCGGAGUUUGAUGUUUAUUUCGAGGGAGUCGACUUUAAGUUCUAUGCCAAGCCCUAUUUUCUGAGAUUAACCCUUCCUGGAAGAAUUGUUGAAAAUGGAAGUGAGCAAGGAUCCUAUGAUGCAGAUAAAGGAAUUUUCACCAUUCGGUUGCCCAAAGAGACUCCUGGUCAACAUUUUGAGGGGCUGAACAUGCUGACUGCUCUCCUUGCACCCAGAAAAUCUAGGAAUGCGAAGCCACUUGUGGAAGAAAUAGGUGCUUCUGAGGUUUCUGAGGAAGGACUAGAAGAGGAUGAAGAAUUUGAUUGGGAAAUUGAGCAGUCCCCCUAUGAGGAGGUAUCAGAAGGCGCGUUGAAUCUGCAGUGCCACUAUGGAUUUGGCAACCUACGGUCAGGCGUGUUUCAGCGGCUACAGGAUGAACUGAGUGAAGUUAUUGAUGUUAAGGAUCCCGAUUCUGUUCCUGCUGCUGAACGCAGACAGAGACGCCUGGCUGCUGAGCUGGCCAAAUUUGAUCCUGAUCAUUACCUAGCUGACCUUUUUGAAGAUGAGGCAAUUGAGCAGGUUUUGAAAUAUAAACCUUGGUGGAUUGAUACAUAUUCAAAAAUGAUGGCUUCUUUGGGAAAGAACCAGGAGCAAGAAACACGCGCUGUAUUAGUAUCCUUUUCUGAUGAUGAGAAAUACCAGCUGCGAAAAUUUGUCAAUAAAUCGUAUCUGCUGGAUAAGCAAGCCCAUCGUCAAGUGUAUUACAGUUUGAUUGACAUCCUUCUGGCCUAUUGCUAUGAAACUCAAGUCACCGAGGGAGAGAAGAAUGUUGAAUCUGCAUGGAAUAUCAGAAAAUUGAGUCCAACAUUGUGCUGGUUCGAGACAUAUACUAACGUUCAGGAAAUCCUGGUGUCCUUUGGAAGGAGAGUUUUGUGCUACCCACUUUAUCGCCAUUUCAAGCUUGUGUUGAGAGCCUACAGAGAUGCUGUAAAGAUACUACAACUAGGUAAAAGUGCAGUUUUAAAGUGUCUCCUGGAUAUUCAUAAAAUUUUUCAGGAAAACGACCCAGCUUACAUUCUAAAUGAUCUCUACAUCUCAGACUACUGUGUGUGGAUUCAGAAAGCCAAGUCCAGAAAAUUGGCAUCCCUUGCAGAAGCCUUAAAGAAGCAAUCCCUUACCAAGGCCCAGCUGGGAUUAGAACUGGAGGAGCUGGAAGCAGCAGCCCUUCUGGUUCAGGAGGAAGAGGCUGCAUUACAAGCAGCCUCCUCUGUCUCCGGGCAGCAGACACCUCGCUCCAGUCCUGAGGCAAGUGAUUCGGAGGAAUCAGACAGGACCUCAUCCUCCGGAACUCAAGACUCAGAUUCAGAACAAGACGACCUCCAAGAGAAUGAAUCCAAGACAGUAGGUUCUUUGCAGAGUCCCCUUCUUGAAGAGAGCAGUGCCAGGCUCACUGAUGAUGAUGAUGGGAUUUGCAGAAGCAUGGCCCUCUUGAUGUCUGGGACUUGUCAGGGGAAACCACUUGCCCCUUCUAAUGCUCCGGGAGUGGCUGGGCCUCUCAUAGAGGAGCUUGGAGAACAACUGAAAACAACAGUCCAGCUUUCCAAACCUGAGGGCUCAGCUUCUGGAAUCCACAGCAGUGUGCAGGACAGAGAAGACCGGCAGACGCCAAGUAAUGAACUCCCGGGAGCUCUGGUGGCAUAG
This is a messenger RNA of Chrysochloris asiatica (Cape golden mole), 1758 nucleotides long. It is a transcript of the gene SHQ1, whose product is annotated as SHQ1, H/ACA ribonucleoprotein assembly factor. Gene Ontology annotation, cellular component: cytoplasm; nucleoplasm. The coding region runs from base 1 to 1758 and encodes 585 amino acids. The transcript is spliced from 11 exons. The record is from RefSeq and is a predicted model, not a curated record. Gene Ontology annotation, biological process: box H/ACA snoRNP assembly. Lineage: Eukaryota; Metazoa; Chordata; Mammalia; Afrosoricida; Chrysochloridae.